Huiozyma naganishii CBS 8797 is the source of this 2871-nucleotide messenger RNA. RefSeq names its product FG-nucleoporin NUP1 (gene NUP1). The record is from RefSeq and is a predicted model, not a curated record. Bases 1 to 2871 code for a protein of 956 amino acids. The transcript has a single exon. NCBI's taxonomy places the organism in Eukaryota, Fungi, Ascomycota, Saccharomycetes, Saccharomycetales, Saccharomycetaceae.
AUGUCUGCUGUAUCGCGUGCUGCGGUGGGUGAACGUGCCAGUCUGGAACAGCAAUCAACAGAAACUCGCAGCAGAAGAUCUAUCUCUUCCACUCUGAUUAAUUUCUUCAAAAACAUGAAAAGGGGCGAAGUUAGUCCCGGGAGUGACGGUACCCGUCAUGGAAUGAAGAGACAGAAAAUUGAAGAGAUCCCUGGAGAAGACUCGUAUCCCGAUAUUCAAGGUUCUAGCUCUGCGAACAAUUCUGUACUGUAUCGUCAAGGUGAUAAUCGUGUCGCACAACAAAAUGAGCUACCGCAGGCUGCAUUAUCUGAGCCCCUGAUCUUGUACGGACCUGAAGACCCAAACGAGAGACCACCAGUGCUCCCCAUACUGCCCUUGCAACGGCUACGGAUUUUAAGGGAGAAACAGAAGUUGCGGAUGAACAACGAUGCAAGAAUGUUGGCCCAGAAUGCUACCCGAUCAAAACCACAGGAACCUUGGACCACUGAGAAACAACUGUCAGAAUCGCCUACGGUCUCUCUACCGUCUACAUCGAGUAAUUUUGACCAUAGUGUCAUCUACCACAAAUCUUCCACACCUUCCCCGGUAAAGAAGCCGCUGCAAUACAAGAAACAAAGAGAGGACAAUAAACGCCGUAAGAACGGGUUAAAUAUUAUUGAACCAAUGCUAAAAUUAGACGGGAAGGUAUUAAAGAAGACGACAACAAAGAAAACCAGUUUGAAGAAUAAAGGUACUAAAUGGUCAGGUUAUUUCGAAUACGAUUUGUCUGAAUAUGAGACUUCUCCAUCAAAUAUACCAAUGAAGGUUGAAAGUAACACGGUCCCGGGCGCAACGAUGGAUGUUUCCUCUACUGAGUUACCAAUCUGUGUGUCGAGUUCGUCGUUGAAACCAGUUACAACAGAAUCAGAAAGCCAACUAUCCGAUACUCAAAAGAGCUUGCUACUAAACGGUAUCAAAACAGCAACAACCCCAAUUGUCAAGGAAAAGAAAAUGCCUGUCACAAAGAUAGUCACACCAGCUGCAACAGGUAAAACAGCCGCGGGCAAAGGCAAGAAAUUUACAGUACCUACAAUGGGUUUUGAUUUCAUUGGUAUUGACUCCUCAAAGAAGCCAGACGGAGUACCAUCCCUCGCCAUCAAUAAAAACGUGAAAGCGAGUUCUACUGCCGCUGAGCAAACAACAAGCGCGACUUUUUCAUUCGGUAGUAAACCUCAGAUUCCUAUACAGAACCGCAUUGAGGAGGUCGAUGGCAAAUCAGACGAAGAACCGAGACGCAAGGCCCCCAAUGGAGCUCCUGCAGCAAUGCCAAAAUCUGUACUAAAGGGUCCUGAUGUGGGCAAUGGAAAAGCUGCAGCUCCUUUAUCUUUCAAUCUUGGCGGCAAUAAAGAUACGGCUGAAAACUCUGAAAAGAAAACCACAGUACCAACUUUCACCUUUGGCAAAUCCCCUGCUGGUGAAACGAAAACUGAAACGGAGUUACCUCCCAAAAAGCCUGCCUUUUCAUUACAAACAGCCACCUCCAAUAAAUCAGAUACAACAACUACGGAGCCCGCUAAGAAAAAACCGGCAUUUUCCUUUGGAUCUUCUGAGACAUCGGAUGAACCAUCGAAAAAGAACUUGAACUUUUCCUUAGCACCAAAAAUUGCAGAUGGGAAUGCACCAACAUCAAAGCCUCCAGCAUUUUCAUUCAGCACCAAUCAAAAGGAGAACGGCACAGAAAAGAGUGCGUCUGCGCUUACCUUCAAUUUUGGCUUAAACAAACCUGUGGUUCCCGAAAAGAAGCAUGAACAGGUAGCAAAGCCUUCCAAUGGCUUUUCAUUCAAUGCCCCAACAUCUUCUAAGGAAGAACCAACUGAAAGUAAACCACAAGAAAAACCAUUUACGUUUGCCAAACUACCGGUAGAACAGGCAAACAAUUCGACCACCACAAAGCCGUCAUUUGCCUUCCAAAAACCUUCUGAUACCGGAUCGGCGCCAGCUGCAAGUGCAUCAUCGUUAUUUUCGUUACCAACGGAGACCGCACCACCUACCGCUUUACCUGGGUUAAACGGAGCAACUGCAAAACAGACUUUCAAUUUCGGGGCAACCAAUGGUACCACACCUGCACAAGAAAAGGCAACUUCGCCGCAACCGUCAGGAAGUGCACCACCACCAUCAUUCAGUUUUAACAGGCCCUCGGCACCAGGUGGCAGUAAUACGCAGUUGAAUAAAGAGGCGGGGAAGCUUGGUGUUAGUUUCAACAAUCCCUUAUUGAACAGCGCCAACAGUAACUCGACUCCAAACCUGUUCUCUGGCGCUCCCUCGUCAUCUGCAUCUCUCGUAAAUAAUGCUGGCAGUGGUGGAUUUAAUUUUGGUGCUACUCCUGCACCAUCCACUGCUGUGAGCGCGGCACCUUCCUUAUUUGGUGGUAAUACAAAUGCACCAACUGGGUCUGCCCCAGGUGGUGCUGGUGCUCCCUUGGCAUUUAAUUUUGGUGCGCAAAACAGUGCACCCGCUGGAAAUACAUUUGCAUCCAACACUCAGGCGGGUAUGAACCCACUUCUUUCUGGUAACAGUAACUUAGGUUCAGGCGGGUCGGUCUUUGGCGGUAAUAACGGCGUUGCGCCCGUUGGCGGGUUCAAUCCAACGGGUCCCUUCAGCGCGGGCAUGAACCAGGGUAAUGCUGCGAACUUCAACCUUCAGAAUGCCCCACAGCAACCGCCCACGUUCAAUCCAUCAAUGCAACCUAAUUUGAAUUUUGGUCCCUCAAAUUCCGCGGAUCCAGCGGCCAUAUUCUCAUCGCCGUCGCCUCCGGUCACAAAUAAUACACCACAGCCAGGUUCGAUGAUUUCUCAAAGAAAGAUCGCCAGGAUGAGAGGUCCCCGUCGUUAG